Molecule: messenger RNA, 1322 nt
Organism: Sesamum indicum (sesame)
Lineage: Eukaryota; Viridiplantae; Streptophyta; Magnoliopsida; Lamiales; Pedaliaceae
Source: RefSeq, a predicted model, not a curated record
GUCAGAUGGAGUUGGUGCUGAGAAUCAUUCCAUUCAGACAACAAGACUUUUAGGUUCAAGAAGAUUAGACUUGAAGUCAUAGUUGUCUUAAAACACAUUUAAGUUACCUCCAAAACCUACAUUUCUUCAAUGCAAUCCAUUCACAAAACCCUAGUCCUUCUUCCUUUGUCCAAACCACCAUCAAACAUGUCAUCAAGAAUGUAUGCAUGGUUUGUUAACGUUGUUCUCCUCUCCAUGCACUUAGUCUCAGCUUCUGAUUCAGAUCCAUUACAAGACUACUGCAUUCCAAGUCCAGAACUCUCAUCCCUUUUCCCCUCAUCGUGCAAGAACUCGUCGUUGGUCACAGUCGAUGACUUCGUCUUCUCCGGAAUAAAAUCCCCCGGAGAUUCCAUGAAGACCGGCUUCUCAUCCAUUCCGGUCAGCUCAAGCACCUUUCCCGGCCUCAACACAUUAGGGAUGUCGUUCGUGCGGGCGGACUUUGAGCCCGGUGGCAUAAACGUCCCGCACUAUCAUCCGAGGGCGACAGAGGUUGCGUUCGUGCUGGAAGGGACGAUAUAUUCAGGAUUUGUCGAUUCAAGAAACCGAGUUUUUGCCAAAGUGUUGGAGAAGGGGGAGGUCAUGGUGUUCCCUCGCGGCUUGCUGCAUUUCCAAAUGAACGUUGGCGAUAAGACGGCCACCAUUUUGGGGAGCUUCAACAGCCAGAAUCCGGGAUUGGUGAAGAUCCCUUCGGCCGUGUUCGGAUCGGAUAUAAAGGAGGAGGUCUUGGAGAAGGCGUUUGGGUUGAGUUGGAAGGAGUUGGCUAAGUUGAGGAAGAAGUUGGCUCCUACUGGUUGAGGGGUUCAUUGUAUUUUACCCCAAUGUGAAAAUACUAAUAAAUAAUUAAACGGCUCUCUAAACGAAGAAACAGGCAGUCGAACUUUUGAACUUUUAUGAAAGAAGCUCACUGUCUCCCGUAUCAGAGGAUAACAUUACGUUUCUUUUGAGAAGUUUUUUCGUUUAUUAUCAUUUUCACGGGGGGACUGGCUGCAUUUGAUCCGAACGAAAUUAGAGCAAUUAAUAUCCUCUUUGUUUUUCUUAUACAUUGAUUUCUUUUUCAAUAAUAAUGGGAUUAGUGUUAAACAGUUUUUAUAGGGAAACCAAGUAGAGAUGAAUGGCCAAGUAGAGAUGAUUUCUUUUCUUACACUCUUUUGAUGUUGAAAGAAUUCAGGUACUAUGAGGAGAGUUGUCCAAUUAAUUAGUUCAGUUUAGUUUUACAUCACACAUCCCAGACUCUCAACAUGCUGUAAUUUUUAUCCACUUUAUGUCACUUUCUCAUCUCUUUU